Molecule: messenger RNA, 3558 nt
Organism: Symbiodinium sp. CCMP2592
Lineage: Eukaryota; Dinophyceae; Suessiales; Symbiodiniaceae
Source: the annotation of a GenBank genome assembly
AUGGCUUUUGAUGCGCCUGAAUCCUCGACCACUGCUGAUUGCCAGCGUCAUCUUCGCCAGUGUGGCCGUGGACACCUGGACUGCUUAGGAUGCUUAUUCGCUGCAGGAUACCUCGGGCGUCUUCGAAAGAAAGCGCAGCAACUGUGCCCUGAAGAUGCACAGUUGGCCUGGCGUGCCAAAUGUGUUUUUAAGCAUCCUGUCACUGGAAAUCAGAUGUCGUAUUUGGUAGCCAACUGGGAGGAAUCUGGCAGUGUGUCUGUAGGAUGCUUUAUCUGCAGGGCUUGUUGUGCAAGCGGGGCUUAUGGAGCAAUGGAGGUGAAAACUAGAAAUGCGCUGCAGCUGUGCAAUCUGGCAGGACACGGUGAUUCUCAGAUACAUAGAAAAUCUUUGGAAACUUGGGCAGCGUCUCAUGCGGUAGAGCCAGGCACCUCCUGUGCGGAAGAGAGUGCUCAGCCACCAAAGUCUCAGGGUCUGGUGAGUGGAAUUUCCGAUUCUGUACCUCGACUGGACCGUUGGGUCCAGGCUCUUGAAUUGGUGGCUGCUUGCAAAAGCUAUGGUCAGUUUGCCGCCCAUGUCGAUGCACAGACAGUGGGCUCAGCGCUCGAGCCGGGCGGGGACACUUCCGAGCACGUGGCCCGAAGGCUAAUUUUCUCGAUGGCGGAGGUCUUGAACGAGAAAGACAGGGCCAUUAUGAAGGAUUCUGCCUUUGCUUCUGUUGCUAUCGAUAAGACACGGGAUAUCUUUCUGGUAUAUGCGAGAGUGCUAACCCAUGCCGGAUCUUUGUAUGAUUUUUUGCUGGGUAUUGCUGAGUGCCUGCCAGAUGUUGAUAGCGGCGCCGAAGCCCUUCAACAGAUCAUCAGAAGAGCUUGCACUCGUGCUGUGGGGCAGAGAAAGGGCGGCUUGUUGUACACGCACCCAGAAGAUAAGUUCGUCACUGAAGCCUACACCCGUUUCUGCAACAGUGUCAUCUCAGCUGUCGCCGACGGCGGCACGGUGGAGCAACGCAUCCUGUUCGACAGCACAGCUGCCAGACUGGUGAAUACACAAUCGCCACCGUUAUUUCCAAGCUGUAUGAUCGUGACGCGGGACCGCCCGCACAGGUUCAGAAGUGUUCAAAAGGGUUUCUGGAACCAGGUAGACCUGCCAAUCAAGGAGUUAUUGGAUAGUCUGGUGACUGGCAACAGGUCUGUAGCUCGGCUCCUGGAAAGCUCCCUGAAGUUCGGGCGGGUCUUUCAGCAGGCCCAGAUGAAUGCCAAGGUUUCUCAUUCUGCCCCGACGUUUGCAGGUGUGAUAAAGAAUCUUCAAUACAGCGAGGCGAGAUUCGAUAGCCGAUCACGACCUCUGUUCCGCCUGUUCCGUUUACUGCCGAUCGUUGUGCAGUGCCUUGCUGACAUCUCAUCAGAGCAAGAUGACGAAGACGCCACCUGGGCAUGCGAGCUGUUGGAAUCCCUGGGAGGCGAGAAAGGUUUUAACGCACUGCUGGGAGCAGCGCUGGUGGCUGACACUAUGGUGAUAACUCAGCCAGCCAUCAGGCUCGAGGAUGCCGCCGCUGCUGAUUGGUCGUUAUCCGGACCCGUGGCGUCAGAACUUCUUCAAACACUCCGUCAUUUGCUUUAUGAGGGUGGCAUCUGGCUAGAAGAGGCAGAAGGGACGUUGGUGCAUGCAUGUCUGAGGUCCGUGAGGGGCAAAACGGUGUAUAUUCGCUCUGGAACUCCUGCGGCUUCUGCAAUAGCCCUGGCAUGGCCAACUCCUCUGAGUCCCAUCAUUGCGAAGGCGAAAGAGCUGUUUCGCAUUUAUGAAGCCUUCUUCAAGGCGAAUUUCCCUAUGUACGAGGAAGCGAAUGCAUUCUCUUGCUUCAACAUUGAUGCGGAGCUCACUGUCAGAGACCGGUUUUACUUUGUUCGUCUGCUGAGUGCCCGCUACAGCCUGAGUAUCGAUGAUGUUUGGCGACAGUUCCAUGGCAAUGGAGUCAGUUCAGGAGCCUGGCACAGAGCUGUUUGGCAUGGGUCCAGUGCCGGCUUGGCGUUUGCUGCUUCGAAAGCAGAAGCGUCGUGCUUGGAAUCUGAACAUGCGCCGGAAACCCGGUCUCAGAAGGCUUGGCUAUCGUGCUUCAAAGAACUGGAAAGGGAUACCCCAUGCAAACGACUGGUUGGGAUUUACCUUGCGAGCCUUAGUGGCACAGGCACUGUGGACCGGUGGUUGAAAGAAGUUGUUCGAGUCAUGGACUAUCGGCCCAAUGUCGAUCCUCGAGGGGCACAAGCAGCUGUCAAGUUGAUCGUUCAAGAUUUGGGCGGCCGCCGCCGCACCCCAUUGCAGGGCCGGCAGAUGUUGGUGGAGGCUGUAGCCAAAACAGCCCAUGGUGGCGGCAAUGUGGCCCACCCAAUUUCGAAAUUCGGAAUACAGGCACAGACUCUGUACAAGAAUCUGUUCGGUCAACGUCGCCUGCCAGGGCGAAGCUUGGAUGCAAAGCUUCCGCAAGAAGUGGCCAGAUUGCGACUUGUUGCAGACAGGCCUCGGAUGACCCGUGCCCGAUUGGGCACAGCAGCUGCAGAUGAAUCUUCUGAGAAGGCAGCCCUGCAGGCGCAUGCAGACAGUGUCAAGGCAGCAGUUGCGAGAGUCAAAGAAGGAGGGGAAGCGGAGGGACCAUUGGGUGUAAUUCAGUUGCCGCAGCCUGACCCCAAGAGGAGGAGAAUCAUGCAGGAGGCUGCGCAGAGUGCAAACAUGAUGUACACAUCCAUGGUCACAGGACGGGCGCUUGGGACUGAAACCAUGCCCCCAGAAGCUGAUGAUAUGGCGGAGCAUCAAAAGAAGGCUGUCCAGAAGCAGAUUGACAUUGCUAACAAGAAGGCAGAAGCGUUUCUGCGAACAAAGGCAAGUGUGCCUGUCACAUAUGUGGAUGCGAAGGGAGGAUUCAUGCGAGUCAAGGAUGACAGACCUUCUUCUGUCGGACCCGCUCCUGCGCUUCCUGCUUUGAUUCGGGCAAUUGUUGCUCCGACUUUUUCGGGUCUGCAGCCGGAAAAAUUUCCCAACUUUCAAUUCCGCCAAGCCAAGACUUUUCGAAACUCCUGUGACGUUGUGCUGGUGCCAGAUGUUCACCGCAAUUUCACCGACCCCGAAGCUUUAUUUGCAAGGCUUGUCGGCGCUCGCCUUGUGGACUCGCGCUGGCUUGCAGGAGACAGUGAAGGUGAAAUCUGUUUCAGGAGCGUUAUGCAGAACAAGCAUUUGAUCCUCUACAUCCAUGGCAGUUUCGCGCAGCAGCACGCUCGACAUGCUAUCGUUCUUGAGGCGGCUGGGCAGAUGAGCCCGUCGAUGAGAGACGGCAAGCCACGUUUCGAUGUCAGGUCCGGUGACCGACCGGAAAAGAUCAGCAAACCGACUUUGACAUAUGCACUUGUGGGGGAUGUCGAGGCAGCAACUUCUCAGCAGAAGAAGAACAAUAGAAUCUGGCACCUCGCUGACUUGAUGACUGCGUGCACAUUGGUUUGGGACCCACCGGCGAGCGAAAACACGAGCGCAUCUUCCAGUUCUGGCCGGCAAUGCCCCCAGCUGGCAUCCUGA